ACGUAUGUGAUAUUUAAAUUCACAUUAGUAACAUUUUACACUGAAUAAAGUGCACAACCAGCAGCUGAGGUGAUCUUCAAUCAAUGUAGUUUAUGCUGCUGUUUAGCUGAGACAUCGCAAAAAAUAUAGUUUCUAAUCUAGAAAUUUUGCGCAACACCACAGAUGGUUAGGACAACUCAUUUUAACAUAGAAAGGAUCCAUUUUAUCAUGCAUCGCAGCAUCGUGUGUAGAUAAGGCAUCCUUUAUGUCACUAAAAUUUCUGCUUUAGGUCAGUCAGUUAAAUUAUGACUUAUCAAUAAUUCAAUGUAACGCCCCAUCAAAGGCCUUGAGUUCAAUCUAUACCGUGCGAAUAUUGAUUUAAAACAGAAUCUUUUCCCACUCCUAUAUACAUUUGGUUCUGGUAAGAGGUUGUUCCUGGGGGCGAUUGCACUCUGUUGAUUCAACAGAGUCUGAAAACGCCAAUAAGAAAUAAUUGUGGCUUCAUGAACAUGUUUGAUUAGGAUGUGAUUGAUUUGUUUUAGAGUGACUGCUGCUGACUGGUACAUACUGAAAGGGUUUUUGUCCACGUGAGGGUUUGUUUGUCAAUGUUCUGGGUCGAGUCACAAGAGGACGAGAGCCCAUCAGAGAUUUUGGCUUGUUUGUACAGGAAGGGCAUUUGGAUUAUGUAGCUACCAUAUGAAUCUGGGACUGUAACAGAUUUCCCCAACGGGUAACUUUACGAGAACGGACAAAAUGCAGCGCUUCAACGGCUUGAAGAGCAGUUUGAGGAACUCCAGAACUUCCAGCUCUGAGCGGAUGAAAGCUUUAAACAGGUUCCAUUCAUUCCGUCUAAACCUGCGUCGACCCAGAAGAUCCAACCCCUCCACAGCACACUCCAAUAUUGAGCUGGUUACCCCGAAAGUGAAGGAACGCACACAGAAUGUGACAGAGAAGGUCACACAGGUACUGUCUUUAGGUGCUGAUGUCUUGCCUGAGUACAAGCUCCAGGCUCCAGACGUCCACAAGUGGAUAAUGUUGCACUACAGUCCGUUCAAAGCCAUAUGGGACUGGGUCAUCCUCCUGCUAGUGCUCUACACUGCUGUCUUCACUCCCUUUUCAGCUGCUUUCCUCCUCAAUGAACUCGAGGAUGAGAGGAGACAGACCUGCGGGUACACCUGUAACCCUUUAAACGUGGUUGACGUGAUAGUGGACGUUCUGUUCAUCGCAGACAUCGUGAUUACCUUCAGGACGACGUACGUGAAUCACAAUGAUGAGGUGGUGACCCAUCCCAAGCGCAUCGCUAUACAUUAUAUCAAAGGCUGGUUUUUCAUCGACAUGGUGGCUGCAAUUCCUUUUGAUCUGCUCAUCUUCAGGUCUGGAUCAGAUGAGACAACAGCCACUCUGAUUGGCUUGCUGAAGACAGCCCGUCUGCUCCGGUUGGUCCGUGUAGCCAGAAAAUUAGAUCGAUAUUCAGAGUAUGGAGCUGCAGUCCUUUUCUUGCUCAUGUGCACCUUCGGGCUGAUCGCUCAUUGGUUGGCAUGUAUCUGGUAUGCCAUUGGCCAUGUGGAGAGGCCAUACAUGAAAACAGGCUGGCUGGAUAACCUGGCCGAUCAACUAGGGAAACGUUACAACGACAGCGAUGCUAGCUCAGGACCCUCCAUUCAGGAUAAAUACAUCACUGCGCUCUAUUUCACCUUCAGCAGUCUGACCAGCGUGGGCUUUGGGAACGUCUCUCCAAACACCAACUCUGAGAAAAUGUUUUCUAUCUGCGUCAUGUUCAUCGGCUCUCUCAUGUAUGCCAGCAUAUUUGGGAAUGUCUCAGCAAUAAUUCAGAGGCUUUAUUCGGGAACAACUCGCUAUCACACCCAGAUGCUGCGGGUUAAAGAAUUCAUCCGCUUUCAUCAGAUACCUGGAGGUCUAAGGCAGAGACUGGAGGAGUAUUUCCAACAUGCCUGGUCCUACACUAAUGGCAUUGAUAUGAACGCUGUCCUGAAAGGGUUUCCAGAGUGUUUGCAAGCUGAUAUUUGCCUGCAUCUGAAUCGUAGUUUGCUGCAGAACUGUAAGGUGUUUCGUGGGGCGAGUAAAGCGUGUCUGAGAGCUCUCGCCGUCCGCUUCAGAAGCACUCACUCUCCUCCAGGAGACGCUCUUUACCAUCAGGGUGACAUGCUAAGAGCCCUUCACUUCAUCUCCCGUGGCUCCAUUCAAGUGUCCCAACAUAACAUUGUGCUGGCCAUACUAGGUAAGAAUGAUGUCUUUGGCGAGCCUGUAAACCUCUAUGCAGAACCUGGUCACAGUAAUGCUGAUGUAACCGCACUGACCUACUGUGACCUUCAUCGUAUUAGAAGAGAUGACCUUCUGGAGGUGCUGGACAUGUACCCUGCUUUUGGCGAGAGCUUCUGGAGGAACCUGGAAAUCACCUUUAACCUGCGAGAUGUUGAACAGAUGAUGCCAAGUGAAAGUUUGGAGUGCAGCUACCAAGCAAGACACCGUCAAAACUUACUGGACAGACGCAACAGGCCCGAUGGCAUGGACCAGAAUGACUCGUCUCGGCUGUGUUCUGCUCUGGGUCUUCAUCAUCAUCAUCAUCAUCAUCAUCAUCAUCCUGCAGCCGCUCACAUGCAUUGGGAGGAUCUGUGCAGCUACUCCACACAGCAGUCCAGUGAAAACCUCAGCCACUGUGAGCUGUGCACCUCUGACACAGAACAUCUGGACUACCCUUCACCUGCUGGCAGACUCAUUCCACCCAGCGCCUCCGGGGUCAGCAGAGAGAUCGGUGUGGAAAUGGGCUAUAUGGCUCGUCCUCCAUCUGGACUGUACCAUUACUGGCCUGACCCCCACACACCUCAUUUCAGUGAUCAGCCUCUGAGACCUCCAUCUAUCCAGACCUCCUUCCCUCCGCAGAUCUUUGCAGAUCAUCAACCCGGUGAAGUGGAGGCCAGACUGGAUCUCCUGCAUAGUCAACUCAACAGGCUGGAGACGAGAAUGACUACAGACAUCAAUGUGAUCCUUCAGCUUCUCCAGCGACAGAUGGCUCCUGUUCCUCCAGCAUACAGCACAGUUUUACCUGACAGACACCCUCCUGACCCCACGGCCCUGUAUAGAAACAACACACCGGUGCUUCACAGCCUCUACCCAAUCCCAAACAUUCAGCUGGACACAAACACUGCCAUUCAGAGUUCAGCUCAGCCUGAAUCCAUGUUCAAGGCAAAUUCCCAGGGCUCUCUAUCCAGUGGAGUUCACAUGGGAGCUGCAUCAGACGACUGCGUACCUGAAACUACCAGUGUUUCAACCCCAGCACUUCAGCCCGCUCUGAUGGAUGCUCCGAUGCUCUGCGUGUCCCUCCGCUUUCCUUCAUUACCUGGAAAACUAGACACGUCAUCACAUUCAGAAGACCCUCAGAAACACAUGUCUGAUCCUGGAUUACCGGUCAGCUAAAAUCACAGCACACCAUCCGGUUUAUCAAAACAAAACACACAUCAAAGUCUGACUUAGGAAUUCUUGGAAUACAUUUUGUUUUUUGGUAGAGAAAAAUUAGGACAAAACCUAAAGUCCUAAGACUAGAAUGGGUGUUGUUCGAUAGUUUUAGGGCAAUUUUAAAGGAACAGUCUACUUUGAUUUGGAAAUAGGCUCAUUUUACAUCUUUACUUGAGUUAAACUAUU
Danio rerio (zebrafish) is the source of this 3639-nucleotide messenger RNA. The record is from RefSeq and is a predicted model, not a curated record. Lineage: Eukaryota; Metazoa; Chordata; Actinopteri; Cypriniformes; Danionidae.